GAGAAGAUGGCGCUAAGCUCCUGUGGAACCGCUGGAUCAUCGAAAAUUCAGAUAAAGUUUAUUGAAGGCCACAGGUAUCCAGUCCAUAGGCUCUCGCAGUUUUCAUGCACCCAAAAUUGCCAAUCAUUUCGAACAUGUCCAAUAAGAAGAGCAACCAUUGCACAUUUCAGUGAACCAAAUAAAAAGAUGGUGCAUAUGAAUCGUUUCACAAAGAGGCUUUGGGCUUCUCUUCCUGAGCCAGUGAAAGAGUUUCCUUGGAGGAAAGCAGAGGAUCUGGUGCUGCAGCACUUGCUGAUACUUGGAGAGAAAGCAUUGAAGUGGUCUUUGAUUACAGUGUUCAUUUUUAGCUUCUUAUCCGAUGUAAUAUUUGCUGUCGUGAGAAAUAGAGAAUUGAUGGUACCUCUCGGUCUUUUCAUUGGCUGCACAAUCGCUGACUUCCUGAAGGAGACUUCUCAGGAAUUGUUUCAAGGCACCAAGGAAGAAGGUUUGAGAUGGCACCUUCUGGGCAUUGGUUCUUUGUUUGUUCUUGUUAAGUUUGUCUCCGUGUAUUUCACAGUACAAGGACAUGUAUUUCUUGCCCAUGUUGGGAACGGCGGAUUGAUGCAGGUUCAAUGGUUAUGGAGAAAAGUACUGGAGGAAAGAGAAUCUGUUAAUGUGGAGCUGUCGCACCAAAAUGCUUCUAAAUCCAUCAAUGUAGAAGGUUGAAAGGCACAUUUGGUUCUCUGCUUUCAAGAGGGAUUUUUGACAAUGCUGAAAUUUUGUUCUUUAGCAUUUCUUCCUUUU
Molecule: messenger RNA, 783 nt
Organism: Telopea speciosissima
Lineage: Eukaryota; Viridiplantae; Streptophyta; Magnoliopsida; Proteales; Proteaceae
Exons: 4
Coding region: 7-705 (232 amino acids)
Source: RefSeq, a predicted model, not a curated record